Brachypodium distachyon (stiff brome) is the source of this 1769-nucleotide messenger RNA. RefSeq names its product F-box protein At5g07610. The record is from RefSeq and is a predicted model, not a curated record. Bases 144 to 1445 code for a protein of 433 amino acids. Gene Ontology annotation, molecular function: protein binding. NCBI's taxonomy places the organism in Eukaryota, Viridiplantae, Streptophyta, Magnoliopsida, Poales, Poaceae. The transcript is spliced from 2 exons.
AUCGGCGAGAUAUAUACAACACUCGAGUCUUCAGCGAGCGCACCGACGGCCACAUUCGGCAAGUCCUCAGUCGGUUCUCAUCAGAACCAAAGAUAAGGAAAGAGAAUUCGAUAGGCAACCCUAUCACGCGUGGAUCCUGCUCGAUGGCGCCGCCGCCGCUUCCUUCCGCCGCCAUGACCGUCCCCGAGGAGGACAGCUCUCGCCCGCGGAAGGGACGCCGCGCUUCAACUCGUAUCCGGACUUGUUCUGGCGGCACGGCGGCCGAGAGACUCACGGACGACAUCCUGGUGGAGAUCCUGUCGCGCGUCCCGGCCAAGUCGCUCUGCCGCUUCAAGUGCGUCUCCCCGCACUGGCUGGGCCUCACCAAGGACCCCCACCACCGCAAGAAGCUCCCCCAAACCGUGGCCGGCUUCUUCCACGACAGCACAAGCGAGGAGGCUGAGGGGCUCCUGGAAUCGCGCGUCGACUUCACCAACAUCGGCGGGACCCAGCGCCGCCCGCCGGUGGACACCUCCUUCGCCUUCCUGCCCGGCCACAGGCGCUUCGAUCUGCUCGACUGCCGCAACGGCCUCCUCCUCUUCCGCUGGUUCGACGCCUCCGCCGAAAGCUGCCUUGAGUUCCGUUACCUCGUCUGCAAUCCUGCCACGGAGAAGUGGGCCGCCUUGCCGGAGUGUCACCAGGCGGCUGUCCUGGGCGCGGCUCUUAACCCCGAGGAACGCACCGUGCGCUUGGCCUUCGACCCGGCCGUGUCGCCGCAUUUCCAUGUGUUCCUGUUGGAGGACCAGCAUGAUAUCUGCCACUCUAUAUCUUACCUCGCCACAUGGAGCCCGGUGUACUAUUCCUCUCGAACCAGCGUGGCAGUUUAUUCGUCCGAGACCGGAGGAUGGGUUCAUAAGCGCAAGACUUGGGACCAACAGAUCAGCAUCACCAGACGCCAGUCAUCAACUGUCUUUCUCGAUGGCAAGCUGCACUUGCACGCCUAUGACCGUGAGCUAUCCUCCUUUUGUCUGGCUGCCGUGGACACCGAUGCGGAAACAUGGACCAAUUUCGCUGUCCCCGGUGGUACGAUUGAGGGUUUUAUUCAGCUGUCGCAGGGCCGCUUGCAUUAUGCCAAUUUACAGAGAGCCGGCCAAGAUGGUUUCUCCAAUCGACUGGCAGUUUAUGUUCUCCAAGACUAUGAAAAGAAGGAAUGGAUAUUGAAGCAUAGCAUCCAUACUUUCGACCUGGCAAGAAGUAUACAUGUUGUGUUUGAUGGAGGCUUUGAUUGGAUUGUGAUUCACCCGCAAUAUAACUUGAUCUACUUCACUCUGGGGUGGGAUUCCAAAUUCAUCUGCUAUGAUAUGGAUCGGAGGCAAGCGCAAGUGAUCUGCAAUCUUGAAGAGUGCAAGAAGCCGUACCUGCCAUAUGUGCCGUUGUACGCAGAGCUACCAUCAUUGCCCAUGUGACAUCGAUAUGAGACUGCCUGUGCCUUUCAUAAGCUGAUCUGGUAUGGCAGGAGUGCUACAGCCAAGGCACUAUCAGCAUUUGGCAAAAGGCAUAUUAAUGGUUCGCUUUCCGUUGUCUGCAUUUUUUUUUUCUUCAAGAUUGUGUCUGCACUUGUUUCUGCAUAAUAAUGGUGGUACCUCUGCAUGUCCGGUUACCUUAGCAGAUCAGUGCUAGUACUAUGAUCAUUUGGUAAAAGGCCUGAAUAAUGAUUAUGUUGUAGUUUAAACUCAGAUAUUCUAUCGCUUGCCUGUUAAUGAUAUAAUGUUUGACAGCAGUUUCAUUUA